AUGUGCGGAAAACAAUGGAAGGGUACUGACAAACGAAAGCUGCUGAGUGGCAAGCUUCAAACACUAAUUGCGAACGCGCGCAAUUAUAAAGUUGCGACCACGCAAACCGUUUUAUCAGGCGACACGAAGCAGUAUGGCUACGGCACUUCCAAUACAUCCGCUCCAAUCCUUGAACUUUUGCAACGAGAAGAUCCUCAGUUAAUCAAUCGCAUUUCGGACUUGAUUCAGCAAAAAUUGAAAAUUCAAAAAAUUAACGACAGUGAGCUGGAACUAUUACGCACUGAGAAGCACAAAGCCCAUGAAAGGAAGAUCUUGAACGAGCGACUGGAUGACUCCGAAAGGGAAACACGGAAACUGAAAGUGGACAGUGUCCGAAUCCAAGCAGAAAAUCGCGUACUUGCUGACGAAAACAAAAUUCUGAAGGAGUCUCUGGCUGAAAAGCGGGCUACCGAUGAGCAAUUACGGCAUGAAAGGAAGAUCUUGAACGAGCGACUGGAUGACUCCGAAAGGGCAACACGGAAACUGAAAGUGGACAGUGUCCGAAUUCAAGCAGAAAAUCGCGUACUUGCUGACGAAAACAAAAUUCUGAAAGAGUCUCUGGCUGAAAAGCGGGCUACCGAUGAGCAAUUACGGAAAAGUGUGAACAUUAUCAGUGAACUCAGAAACAAAUUGAAGAAAGCGAACGAAGUGAAGGAGCUGAUUUUGCACGAAUUCCGCCACUUGGAAAAGGAGAGGGACCAGUUGCUUGAUGCAAUCAACGAUGGAAUACACGAGGUGGAAACAAUGAACCGUAUGGGAAGCCGGAAACUCACCGCGGAAAUAGCAAGAAUUGAAAGCCACAUACCGCUGCAUACACCGGAAAAGGACUAA
Messenger RNA from Gongylonema pulchrum, 870 nucleotides. Lineage: Eukaryota; Metazoa; Nematoda; Chromadorea; Rhabditida; Gongylonematidae. The record is from the annotation of a GenBank genome assembly.